AGCUCCCGUUUACUAAAGAAAAAAAUACUCUCUCCGUCCGGAAAUGUAAUUUGAUAGUGUAAACAAUGGUCUUAUAUUUUAGGACGGACGGAGUACUAUAUAGACAAAUCACUAAGCUAUGGAUUCAAGAAAACUAAAAAAAAACACUUCCCUCGAAAAAUGAAGAAAAAGAAUAAAAACGCUAGGCAAAAUAUGAUCAACAUUAUCAGAAAAGCCCCUGAGAUUAUCUGGAAGGUAGCAGGCUACCAGUUUUUGUCCUCGAGUCUUUUCUUAUGCAACACAACUCCAGACUUUAUUCACAGACACCCUUGGAACGUCACGAAUUUGAAAAGCCCAUACCCUUCCCUCCCCAAAUCAUCGCACACGAAACCGAAGGAUCCGGCAGUUGACUCCUCCCCCAAUCAGGCCAGCCGGACGCUCCACGCCGGCCGCCAUGGGCUCCACAGCGACCGGACCCGAGCUCGCGGCGUCCCACGACGACGAGGAGGCGGCUCCCCUCGUCUCCGCCGCCGGAGACGGCCGCCGCGGCGCAGGCACAGCGUCGCAGACCCGCGACCUCCACCUCCUCAGCCUGGCCUUCUUCUUCGUCUUCCUCGCCUACCACGCCGCCCAGAACCUCCAGAGCACCGUCAACACGGACGGCAAUUUGGGGUCGAUAUCGCUGGGCUUGCUGUACACGUCGUUCACGGCGUUCUCGGUGGUGGGUUCGCCGGUGGUGCGGGGGAUGGGGUCCAGCCGGGCGCUCGUGCUCGGCACCUCCGGCUACCUCCUCUUCAUCGCCGCCAACCUCGCCCCCUCCUGGUAUACAAUGGUACCAGCUUCACUGUACCUGGGUUUUACCGCAUCAAUCAUUUGGGUUGGGCAGGGCACAUAUCUUACUUCUGCUGCCCUCAGUCAUGCAAGGGACAACAGUUUGCCCGACGGUCCAACUUUAGGAAGCUUUAAUGGAGAAUUCUGGGGUGUGUUCGCUAGCACACAGGUCAUUGGGAAUUUGAUCUCACUUGCUCUACUGAGAAAUGGAAAGGAUGGAGGAAGUAUAACAGGAAAAAAUCUGCUGUUUGUUGUGUUCCUUGGCUGCAUGAUUAUCGGCAUUGUAUUGAUGUGUUUACUGUCCAAAAGGGAUGAGAAACGAGAUAAUGCUUCGACACACUCCUCAUUUGGAGCUAUGUUGAAGUAUAUUGUUGCCCCUCUCAAGGACCGAAGGAUGAUUCUUCUGAUCCCUCUUAUCGCAUAUUCAGGUUUACAACAGGCGUUUGUUUGGGCUGUAUUCACAAAGAGUAUUGUGACACCUGUGCUUGGCAUAUCUGGAGUCGGUGGCGCCAUGGCAAUUUAUGGCGCAUCUGAUGUAGUUUGUUCAUUGGUUGCUGGACGUUUUACCUCUGGGCUUCAUUCAGCUACAUUUAUAGUGUCAGUUGGAGCUAUUGUUCAGGCUGUGGUCCUGUUCUGGUUGCUUCUUUUUUACAGUCCAGUGGAGGGACUACUUGGUGCAGCGAUUCCACUAUUUAUAGGUGCCUUAUGGGGUGUUGGUGACGGAGUCUUGAACACACAGUUAAGCGCAUUACUUGGGUUGCUGUUCGAGGAUGUCAAGGAAGCAGCUUUUGCACAGUUGAAGGUUUGGCAAUCAGGUGCCAUUGCAGUCAUCUUCUUCUUGAGCCCAAGCAUCACACUACAAGCAAUGCUUAUCUUGAUGGCCGCGUCACUCGUCGUCUCCUUUGGCUUGUUCCUGUUACUUACCCUUGUUGUCGAGAAGCCAUCAAGCAUCAGAGCGUGAGGCAAAUCCUAUUUCGGUGUGCAGACAGUGUCGUCGUCACCACAUGGUUAGCGACCAACAGCAUGUACAACCACACUGUUGUAUUGACCAGUGAUAUGAAACUGAGAAGGAAGAGCAUCAUCAUCCAUCACGACGCGACGCCAUGGCAACGUGCACAUCAUGCUAUUCAUGGCAGACAUUGUUUGCUGGAGGUCUGAAGUGAAGAGGUUGCAGGCAAAAUGUGGGAAGUGAGAGUCGGCCUUGCAUUUGGUUUCCUGCCACUUUUCAAUCUCCUGUUAUUGCCUAUGACUGUGUCUUGUCACAGGAAUCACAUACUCCAUUAUAAUUAUAAUUUAUAAAGAGGCAACAUUUCAUUCAAA
This is a messenger RNA of Aegilops tauschii subsp. strangulata, 2130 nucleotides long. Its product is annotated as UNC93-like protein 3. The record is from RefSeq and is a predicted model, not a curated record. Gene Ontology annotation, biological process: potassium ion homeostasis. NCBI's taxonomy places the organism in Eukaryota, Viridiplantae, Streptophyta, Magnoliopsida, Poales, Poaceae.